Messenger RNA from Anoplopoma fimbria (sablefish), 1114 nucleotides. Its product is annotated as 3-hydroxyanthranilate 3,4-dioxygenase-like. The transcript is spliced from 10 exons. Gene Ontology annotation, molecular function: 3-hydroxyanthranilate 3,4-dioxygenase activity; iron ion binding. NCBI's taxonomy places the organism in Eukaryota, Metazoa, Chordata, Actinopteri, Perciformes, Anoplopomatidae. The record is from RefSeq and is a predicted model, not a curated record. Gene Ontology annotation, cellular component: cytoplasm. Gene Ontology annotation, biological process: 'de novo' NAD+ biosynthetic process from L-tryptophan; quinolinate metabolic process. The coding region runs from base 77 to 937 and encodes 286 amino acids.
CUUUCAGUGUAGUAACUUUGUUUAAACUGCUCGGAGCAGCAGAGUCAAAGAGGUUUAACACAGUCAGUUUGGAAAAAUGAGCGACUCACCUCUUGUGAAUGUGGAGAACUGGAUUGCAGCUAACGAGAAUGCUUUCCUGCCACCAGUGUGCAACAAGCUCAUGCACUUUUCCCAGUUGAACAUCAUGUUUGUCGGAGGUCCCAACACCAGGAAGGAUUAUCAUUUAGAGGAAGGGGAGGAGCUGUUCUACCAGGUGAAGGGGGACAUGUGUCUGAAGGUGAUUGAAAAUGGGAAACACAAGGACGUGCACAUCAAGGAGGGAGAGAUGUUCCUGCUGCCGGCUCGGAUCCCCCACUCCCCCCAGAGACAGGCCAACACUGUGGGACUGGUGGUGGAGAGGAGACGGCUGCUGACCGAGACCGACUGCCUGAGGUACUAUGUGGACAACACCACCAACAUCCUGUACGAGAAAUGGUUUUACUGUCAGAAUCUGGGAACCCAGCUGGUGCCAAUAAUCAAAGAGUUCAUGGCAUCAAAGCAGGCCAAAACAGGAAAGCCUGAUCCAAGUGAGACAUUUCUUAUCCCCCCGUUCCAGCUGAACACCAUGAACGUGAUGUCCCCUUUCUCGUUCAGGGACUGGUUGGACAGGCAGAGGCCGUCCCUGUCCAGUGGCAGUCCCAUCGACAUGUUCGGAGCUCAGUUUGAGACAGAGGUGAUGGUGUUUGGACCCGGGCUGACGGAGACGGCAGUGCGGCAAAGCGACGUGUGGAUCUGGCAAAUGGAGGGGUCCUCCAGAGUUACUGUGAACGAGCAGGAGUUCAGUCUUUCUGCAGGAGACAGUCUACUCGUUCCUGAACAGAGCCAGUACCAGUGGCAGAGAGAUGAGGGGACUGUUGCCCUGUUUGUGGUCCAAAACCCUGAGCGGAAGAGACCCUGAACAUCACAUGCAGAGUCACGCACACAUUACAUAGUAUUCUGUGUAUGCGUGGAGAAGAGCUCAAUAGUACAUACAGGAAGUAUAGUAAAUUAACAGCACUUAUUUUAGUUAAAAGCCUAAUGCUUUGUACCUAUUUUAGUAUUAAUAAACACUAUGAUCUAUUCAAAUUGAAAAAAA